Messenger RNA from Anopheles coustani, 693 nucleotides. RefSeq names its product perlucin-like. The record is from RefSeq and is a predicted model, not a curated record. The transcript is spliced from 3 exons. Lineage: Eukaryota; Metazoa; Arthropoda; Insecta; Diptera; Culicidae. Bases 95 to 628 code for a protein of 177 amino acids.
ACGACAUUGCUACGAAUCACAUACAAUUUGCGUUACUUAGUUUAUUACAGUAGGCAGCAGUUGUUCUUAACCACGCCAAUCAGAGUCAAGUGCAAUGGCUUCGACAAGUGUUUUACUGAUUCCUGCUCUACUGAUCGCCCUUGUGUGCGGCCAAAGUUCUGGCCCACGAAACGUAAACGAUAUCCUUAUGUCGAAUAAAUGCCUCUGUCCAUGCAAACCGUUUUCUGUUAAGGAAUAUUACAUCCCGAUUAGCCGUACAAGCGACUGGUUUGGAGCGGUGUCCUACUGCCGUUCGUCCGAGAUGGAAAUGGCCGAAGUGUUGAACGAGGCUGAGGCGGAACUGCUGCGCGAAACGCUUGCUGAAGAGGACUCCGAUUCCGAUUUGGAAUUCUACUGGAUCGGUGCAAACGAUCUCGUCCAGCCAGGACGGUACGACUGGUCUCUGACAACACGUACCGUUACCUACACAAACUGGGCCUCCGGGGAACCGAACAAUGCGCGCGUAGAAGGGGAGGACGGACCCAUGGAGAGAUGCGUUGCAGUUGAAAAGAGUACCCUCGAGUGGAACGACUUCUUGUGCAAACAGGAAAAGAGAUUCGUUUGCCAACGGUUUCGGAACGAUUGGUAGGAGCAUGGACGAGCACGAUACACUACGCGCCUUCCAAAAUAGAUCGAACGAAUAAAGAAUCAGCA